CUCAAACUCAAAAACUUGUCAAGCAUGAACACUCGGCGAGGGGUCGAGGCAGAACAUGGCCACACCCACAUCCACAUCCACACCCACAUCCACACCCACAUUCACAUUCAUUGUCCCAUGUACCUCGAGUCAAUAAGCUUCAAGAGGGCACUCGAAGAUCGAAUCAAUUGACCACAAAGCGAAAGCGACUACGCGCAGAUCAGAGCCGAAGAGGCGCGCAUACUCGAGAUGCCCUUCACACCCAACGCCGAGUUGGAUCUAGCAUUCGACGCAAAGCUCAUUCCUCAGUCUGUCAUCGACGAACUGCCAGAUGAUCUACACAUCCGACCUCUCUCUUCGAGCGACCAUUCGCGCGGACACAUUCAAGUGCUUCAAGCUCUCACCACCGUUCCGGACCCAGGAGCGCAAGCCUGGUCAGACCGCUUUCGUUUGAUCCAAACCGCAUCUCCGCAAACCUAUUAUCCCAUCGUCAUAUUGGACAAGCAAAAGGAUACCAUUGUGGCCACGGGGACGGUGUUUAUGGAGAGGAAAUUCAUCAGGAAUUUGGGAGAUUGCGGACAUAUCGAGGAUAUUGCUGUGGAUAAGAAUGUGCAGGGCAAAGGAUUGGGCAAACGCAUCAUUCAAGCAUUGACAGGUAUCAGCGAUGCAUCGGGAGCAUACAAGACCAUCUUGGACUGUUCAGAGGACAAUCAACCUUUCUACGUCAAGUGCGGGUACAAGUAUGCAGGUGUAGAGAUGGCCAAGUACAAUGUCCCUUCCUCUCACUAGCCCAUGAAUCAGCACGAUCGCAAAACGACUCUCGCUUUACGA
Messenger RNA from Ceraceosorus guamensis, 810 nucleotides. RefSeq names its product glucosamine 6-phosphate N-acetyltransferase. Gene Ontology annotation, molecular function: glucosamine 6-phosphate N-acetyltransferase activity; monosaccharide binding. The transcript is spliced from 6 exons. Gene Ontology annotation, biological process: UDP-N-acetylglucosamine biosynthetic process. The record is from RefSeq and is a predicted model, not a curated record. Gene Ontology annotation, cellular component: Golgi apparatus; endoplasmic reticulum-Golgi intermediate compartment; endoplasmic reticulum. Lineage: Eukaryota; Fungi; Basidiomycota; Exobasidiomycetes; Ceraceosorales; Ceraceosoraceae. The coding region runs from base 229 to 768 and encodes 179 amino acids.